Abrus precatorius (Indian licorice) is the source of this 744-nucleotide messenger RNA. Its product is annotated as zinc finger protein castor homolog 1. The transcript is spliced from 2 exons. NCBI's taxonomy places the organism in Eukaryota, Viridiplantae, Streptophyta, Magnoliopsida, Fabales, Fabaceae. Bases 38 to 472 code for a protein of 144 amino acids. The record is from RefSeq and is a predicted model, not a curated record.
GGAGGAUAUAGAAAAGCUAAACUACAGUGCAAUAACGAUGGCGACCUGGUUCUGCUUCUCCAAUCCAACAAUCUCUCACCCCUUUGCAUUCGCUUCCUUGAGGGUCCCACCCUUCCCCAACUCACCGGCGCUUCGGUUCACCGCCGGUGGCCGGAAAUCUAGGGGCUCAGCGGUGGUCACACGUGCGGGCCCCAGCACCACCAGCAUAGUGUUUGCAAUCGCGCUCCCACUCUCUCUCCUCGCUGUUACCGUUUUAGCCUCCGUUCGAAUGGCCGAUAAGCUCGACCAACAAUGGCUCGAGGAGUUGGCAAAGAAUGAAGCUACCAUGGAAGUUGAUGAUAGGGAUGAUGACGAAGAUGACGAGGACGACGACAACGAUGACUAUGACAACAAGGAGGAUAUUAUAGAAGCUUUUGUGCAAGAAGAACUUUCCCUUCCACGUGCUCGCAACAGACCCAGAAGGGAAGCUUAAAUUUACAUCGCGCCACUAAAUGUAUAGUUUUUCCUUGGAUGAUCAUGCUGCCCUAGAAUGUGGAGGGAGGGGCAAGGUAGUGUCUUUCUUUUGAGCUUCUAGUUUCCCUCAGUUCAUGUUGCAUAGUUUAGCUUGUCGUCAAAUCUCAAUUGAAAAUGCAGUAAUCAUGUAAGAUGAAUCUAAAUUGUAACCUUAUAAAGGUUUAUAAUGUAAUCAUCACUUAAUUUCUACGUAUGUAGGUAAAAAUAUACUAUUUAUUGAAAUACCAACAA